GAAUUGAAGUCUGCAAGAUAAUGGAAGAAAGCAACAGCAGCUCUGAAAAAGGGUUUCUUCUUCUGGGAUUUUCUGAUCAGCCCCAACUAGAGAGAAUACUCUUUGUUAUAAUUUUGCUGUUCUACAUCUUAAACCUACUGGGAAACACUGCCAUCAUUUUAGUUUCUUACUUGGACCCCAAACUCCACACUCCAAUGUACUUUUUCCUCCGCAACCUCUCUUGUGUAGACAUCUGCUUCACCACCAGUGUUGCCCCACAGUUGCUGGUUACCAUGAAUAAGAAAGACAAGAACAUGAGCUAUGGCGGAUGCGUGGGCCAGCUCUAUGUAGCCACCGGGCUGGGUUCCUCUGAGUGUAUUCUCCUAGCGGUCAUGGCUUAUGAUCGCUACGCUGCUGUCUGCCGGCCCCUGCACUACACAACCAUUGUGCAUCCUCAGCUUUGUGCAUCCCUGGCCAGCACAGCAUGGCUCAGUGGCCUCAUCACCUCCCUUAUUCAGUGCUCCCUUACUGUGCAGCUGCCUCUUUGUGGUCAUCGCAAAUUGGACCAUAUUUUUUGUGAGGUGCCAGUGCUCAUAAAACUGGCCUGUGUGGACACAACUUUCAAUGAAGUAGAACUAUUCGUGGCCAGUGUAAUCUUUCUAAUUGUCCCUGUGUCACUCAUUUUAGUCUCCUAUGGCUUUAUAACGCGAGCUGUGUUGAGGAUUAAAUCAACAGCAGGGCGUAGCAAGGCCUUUGGGACUUGCUCCUCCCACCUGCUUGUGGUCAUCAUUUUCUAUGGGACCAUCAUUUUCAUGUACCUUCAGCCAGCUAAAAGUAGCUCCAAAAACCAGGGAAAGUUUGUCUCCCUUUUCUACACCAUAGUCACCCCACUUUUAAACCCCAUUAUCUAUACUCUGAGAAACAAAGAUGUGAAAGGGGCCGUGAGGACACUGGCAAUGGGAAAUGCUUUCAGUUCAUAAAGGGUAUGAGCUGUAGGUAUAAUUUUAGUGGAUUAGUUUUAGUUUAUGAAUUAUUUGUUCUAAGUGCAAAUUUCUUAUUCAAUGCUGUAAGAGAUAGUAAAAGACACAGAACUCUACAAGAAGCUAAUAUUCUCGAGUCACAAUAGUGUUUCAUUUUUUCCAAACAUUCGUCUCAUGAAGUCCAAGAUUCUAUGCUCUAUCUAGAGAAAACUCUUUGCUCUUCCUCCACUAUGCCAUCAACUUUCAUACACAAAUUAUUUCACCCUGGAAUACUGGUCUAUUUCAUAAAUCUCUGCUUAUCUCUAAAAUCUACAAUAAAUUUUACCUGUACUCUUGAGUUUUCUUGAAACUUGAUCCAUCUAAUCCUCUGGGUAAAACUGGCUUAUAAUAUAUGUUUCCUUAAAACAUGAAGCAUUCUCUCUCUCUCUAAUAAUAUACAGACCAUUUCGGAAAUAAUAUAUAACCACUUACCCACAAUGUCAUUUUAAACCAGAGACUGGACAAGCCUUAUUAUACUGGCUCAUUUAUAUUAUGAAAAAAUAUAAAACAGAAUUAUGAUACAUUGAUAACAUUUAUGAUGCAAAUUUUCACUUUAUUAUUUUACAAAAGUGAUAGAAUAAAUAAUAUUUCAUUAAACAGAUCAGUCCAUAUAUAAUUUAGAGUUGUUCCCCUUUUCUUUAAAGGGAUUAGAAGUCAAGUGAAAGUGACAGAGUGUGUGUCAUUCUCUCUGUCUCUUUCUCUCAAAAAGAGCAGAAUUGAUCAAUUUGUCAAUCUCCAGUAUUUUAAGAGAACUGUGCAACU
Molecule: messenger RNA, 1760 nt
Organism: Bubalus bubalis (water buffalo)
Lineage: Eukaryota; Metazoa; Chordata; Mammalia; Artiodactyla; Bovidae
Product: olfactory receptor 2G6
Exons: 1
Coding region: 21-959 (312 amino acids)
Biological process (GO): G protein-coupled receptor signaling pathway
Cellular component (GO): membrane
Molecular function (GO): G protein-coupled receptor activity; olfactory receptor activity
Source: RefSeq, a predicted model, not a curated record